AUGGUGCCAAGGUAUCUGGGUAGUACCGAUGAUGAAAAUUCCAUACAUUUAAAGAAUAUGAUUGGUAAAGCGCGUCCGCUACGAUCUCCACCAAAGUACUCUUAUACAAAUAUGGGAAAUGGAUCUACUAGAGCCCAACAAUCAGUUCUAGACAAGGAUGCCGCGCAUAUUAAUUCUACUGAUAAAUUGUACCAUAAGGAUAAAGUGGAUAAGGAGAUAUCGCUCACGAUUGAUGGGGACAAUGCUAACUUAGACGAACGGGAAUUAAACGAAUCGUACAUCAAAUUUCUAAACCAUAUUGAUGAUGACAGUUAUUUCGAAAAAGACGGAGAUUCAGAUUUCACAACCGAUGAGGAAGAGGAUACUUAUAAUGAGGAAUAUUCUGAUGAUGAUGAUGAUGAUGAAUAUAUCUCAGAAAAGAGGAGCUUUAACGGAAAAGGCCUUUUCAACAAGGCAGCGGAAACGCAAGAUUUUAUUGAAAAACCUGCGUUGAGCAACACAAGCACAAACACGAGCCAAAGCUCAAUUGAUUCAAAAAGCCGUGAACCAUCAAUAAGGACAUCAAAAAAUAACAAAAGAAGGAAUGGCCUGUUACUGUUAUUAUUUGUGGCACUUGCGUCCUUUCUUUUGACAGUGGCAUGUGCUUUGGUAUUAAAUUUUGCAAAAUCUUGGUUGGCACCGCUGAUGCUGAUGCUGAUGCCUAUCACAAACUAUGAUGAGGCCAUAAAUUCCGAAUAUUUGAAUAGAAAAAUUUGUCAACUAGAGGAACUAAUACGAGAAACCCACUUGGACUCUCAAGAUAAAUUUAACAAAUUACAUUUGGAAAUAAACCAGCUAGAAAUACCACAAGACAACCAAGAUAAUCUAAUCAAACUAAACAAUGGACAAGUACAAAUUGCUCCUGAGUUUCACCAAUUCCUAAACAAGUUUCUUGAGGCAUAUCAAAACUCCUAUAUUGACCAAAAACUCAAAAGCUAUGAAAGCUUGGAAGAUUUGAAUAAAUUGAAGCAGCACGUGAAUGAAGCUGUUGCCGAAUCAGUAAACACCAUUGAAAAAAAAGUGAAGACAAAGGUUGAUAGGUUAUUGGGUAACUUGACCAUUGUCGAUGAUACACUAUAUCCCUCUACCAGCAAUAAACUUUGGAUGAACUCUAUGCUUGAAUUAAUUUCCAAGAGUUCGAGAUACAAAAACUAUGCAGAUUUCAAUAAUGGUGCUAGGAUACUAGGGUUUUUAACAUCGCUGCCUAAAAAUGAAAAGGGCUUAUUUAAAAAAGUGUUUCUGAUCAGUGACUGGUUUGCUAAUGACGUUCUAAGUCCAUAUGAUGCUAAUCAUGUAAUACUAGACGACGGUGUAACAUGGAGAGGAGGCGAUGAGGUAGGAAUAAGAUUAAACCCGUCGAUCAUACCCACGGAUAUCUUGAUACAGUGCGAUGAACACACUCGUACUCAAAAUAUAGAGGUCUCAAUUGCAAUCAAGCCCGAUACAAAAGCAGGCUUUGACAGAUUGAAAUUUGAUAUAAUUCACAGCUCAAACAAGUAUACUUCAAAAUACAAAGUGCUCAAGACCAACAAGCUCAAGCCAGGAAUCAAUCACAUUAAAUUGCCAAUUAGAUUUAUAAACAGUCAAAUUUCAGGAAGAAAUUUGUAUUUCAAAUUCAACGGCCCAGUGAAUAUCUCCAGUAUUAAAGUAUACGGUAUAACUGAGUUGGAUGCUGUACAAUUUAGGGGCCAACUAGAGUUAUUAGUUGAUAAAUUCACUGAGGACGACACUGUACCACCAAGUCGAAACCAGGAGAGAAAUAAGGAGAAAGAAGCUGAUGAGAGGGUGUAUGAUAUCAAUGAGGAUAUAUACUUGUAA
Lodderomyces oxycetoniae is the source of this 1857-nucleotide messenger RNA. RefSeq lists its product as uncharacterized. The coding region runs from base 1 to 1857 and encodes 618 amino acids. The transcript has a single exon. The record is from RefSeq and is a predicted model, not a curated record. NCBI's taxonomy places the organism in Eukaryota, Fungi, Ascomycota, Pichiomycetes, Serinales, Debaryomycetaceae.